Rhodamnia argentea is the source of this 592-nucleotide messenger RNA. Its product is annotated as thioredoxin H2. The coding region runs from base 58 to 459 and encodes 133 amino acids. NCBI's taxonomy places the organism in Eukaryota, Viridiplantae, Streptophyta, Magnoliopsida, Myrtales, Myrtaceae. The record is from RefSeq and is a predicted model, not a curated record. The transcript has 3 exons.
AGCCAUUACAUAGGACCUGUUUUUGCUCAUUCGUCCUCGAAGGCAGAGAUAGUCACAAUGGGCUCCUUCCUCUCCAGGCUCCUCGGAGCUCCGUCCGACGGCUCGUCGGAGUCUUCUCGCGUCCAGGCGUUCCACUCCGCCCCACAGUGGCAGCUCCACUUCAACACCGUCAAGGAGACCUCCCAAUUGAUGGUGAUCGAUUUCGCGGCUUCCUGGUGCGGGCCUUGCAGGAUGAUGGAGCCGGCCGUGAACGCCAUGGCUACUCAGUUCGCCGACGUCGAGUUCGCCAAAAUCGACGUCGACGAGUUGUCCGACGUGGCACGGGAGUUCGGAGUGCAGGCGAUGCCGACGUUUGUGCUGGUGAAGAAAGGGACGGAAGUGGACAGGAUCGUGGGGGCGAAUAAGGACGAACUCGAGCGGAAGAUCCAGAGGCACAGGGCUCUCGUGGCUGCCAGUUGAGUUCGAUUCCUUUGCUCUUCUUCGAGGGGAAAAAUAAAGAGUGUGUUUGUAUUGUACCUUCAAUUCCGACUGUAUCGUGUGCAAAUAACGCUUAUAUGUAUCGCGAAGCAUCAGGAAUGUUUCGUGUGUGAUC